UAACAGGAAGUAUGGAACUGGGCAGUAAACGUUGGUGUGAAGGAAGGCACCUCAGCAGGGAUAUAAUGAGUUACUGUAAAGCACUGUACUGAAACAGGAAAAAGACCUGUCCCCGCAGCGCCCAUGGGCGAUGCCAAGGUACAACUUAUUCGAAUUUGGAAUAGAUAAAUUUAUCGGGCAACGCGGUGGUUCCCCGCAAUUUCUCUGAGCGGACUGCCCACCUAUGAUGGAACGGGCGAUGGAGCAGCUUAACGUACAGCUCAACCGACUGACCCGCUCCCUCCGCCGUGCCAGGACUGUGGAACUCCCCGAAGAUAAUGAAACUGCAGUGUACACACUAAUGCCGAUGGUAAUGGCUGACCAACACAGGUCAGUGUCAGAGUUGCUACUCAAUUCCAAGUUUGAUGUAAACUAUGCCUUUGGACGUGUAAAGAGAAGCCUGCUUCACAUUGCUGCCAACUGUGGAUCAGUGGAGUGUCUUAUUCUACUACUGAAGCGAGGUGCCAACCCAAACUACCAGGAUAUCUCAGGCUGUACCCCACUGCAUCUUGCUGCCAGGAAUGGCCAGAAGAAAUGUAUGGGCAAACUACUGGAAUAUAAUGCUGACGUCAACAUAUGCAACAAUGAGGGACUGACUGCUAUUCAUUGGUUGGCAGUGAAUGGGCGGACUGAGCUGCUGUACGAUCUUGUCCAGCAUGUGUCCAACGUCGAUGUUGAAGAUGCCAUGGGGCAAACUGCAUUGCAUGUAGCAUGUCAGAAUGGGCACAAAACUACGGUGUUAUGCCUCCUGGACAGUGGAGCUAACAUCAACCGACCAAACGUCUCAGGGGCCACACCUCUUUACUUUGCCUGCAGUCAUGGCCAAAGAGACACAGCACAGAUCCUGCUUUCUCGUGGAGCCAAAUACCUUGCUGACAAGAAUGGAAUAACUCCUCUCGAUCUCUGUGUGCAGGGUGGAUAUGGGGAGACCUGUGAAAUCCUCAUUCAGCACCACAGCAGACUCUUCCAGAUACUCAUUCAGAUGACACAGAAUGACGACAUAAAAGAGAAUAUGCUCAGGCAGGUUUUGGAGCAUGUGUCUCAGCAGAGUGACAGUAAUUAUCAGAGAAUCUUGACUAGUCUGGCUGAAGUUGCCACCACGAAUGGACAUAAGCUGCUCAGCCUAUCCAGCAGCUAUGAUGCUCAGAUGAAGAGUCUAUUGAGGAUUGUUCGCAUUUUCUGCCAUGUAUUCCGCCUGGGGCCUUCGUCACCCAAUAAUGGCAAUGAUAUGGGCUACAACGGAAACAAGACUCCCCGUAGUCAGGUCUUUAAGAUGCGUAUGAGACCAGGGGAGGCUGUACCAAAAGACACUUGGACAGCUUCUGCUAUAUUAGAUCCAUUGGAGCUGCUUUGGCACUCCCUGGACGAGUGGCUCGUACUGAUCUCCACCGAACUAGACAGAAACAGGAAUCCUUCAUCCAGCUCUUCCAACAGCGAGAUAGCCUCCCUGCUUCUAAAACAGCGGGAAGUCGAACACUCUAGCACCACACCAAAGCUCCCCACCUCCCUGGACCAUCAGAUUGUCAUGGAAACAGAAGUGUAUGCUGAUGGGGAAGACGUUAUCUCCAUGACCGCCAAUCGGCUCAGCGCUGUGAUCCAGGCCUUCUACAUGUGCUGCUCUUGCCAGAUGCCACAAGGAAUGACAUCCCCCCACUUUAUUGAGUUUGUCUGCAAGCAUGAUGAGGUGCUGAAAUGUUUUGUAAACAGAAAUCCAAAGAUAAUCUUUAACCACUUCCACUUCCUGCUGGAAUGUCCAGAGCUGAUGUCACGGUUCAUGCAUAUCAUUAAGGGCCAGCCAUUUAAGGAUCGCUGUGAGUGGUUCUACGAGCAUCUUCUGGCCGGACAGCCAGACUCGGACAUGGUUCAUCGUCCGGUCAAUGAGAGUGAUAUCCUUCUCAUCCAUCGAGACUCAAUAUUUCGGAGCAGCUGUGAGAUGGUUUCAAAGUCUACCAACGAGAAACUAAAACAAGGGAUUGCUGUCCGAUUUCAUGGCGAAGAGGGAAUGGGUCAGGGUGUUGUUCGGGAAUGGUUUGACAUACUGUCUAAUGAGAUCAUCAAUCCAGACUAUGCUCUCUUCACUCAGUCAGCUGAUGGUACCACUUUCCAGCCCAACAGUAACUCAUCAGUAAACCCAGACCACCUGAACUACUUCCGAUUUGCUGGCCAGAUCUUGGGUUUGGCUCUGUAUCACAGGCAGCUGGUUAAUAUCUAUUUCACCCGUUCCUUCUACAAACACAUCCUGGGAAUCCCAGUGAACUACCAGGAUGUGGCUUCCAUUGAUCCCGAGUAUGCAAAGAACCUGCAGUGGAUCUUGGACAAUGAUAUCAGUGAUCUGGGUCUGGAGCUCACCUUUUCUGUGGAAACAGACGUGUUCGGUGCCAUGGAGGAAGUUCCACUCAAACCAGGAGGCAUAAGCAUUCUUGUGACUCAGGACAAUAAGGCUGAGUAUGUCCAGCUGGUGACUGAGCUGAGAAUGACACGGGCCAUCCAGCCUCAGAUAAACGCCUUCUUGCAAGGAUUCCACACUUUCAUCCCGCCCUCGCUAAUUCAGCUUUUUGAUGAAUACGAAUUGGAGCUCCUCCUGUCAGGGAUGCCAGAAAUUGAUGUGGAAGACUGGUGUAGGAACACUGAGUACACCAGCGGCUACGACCCUCAGGAGCCAGUCAUCCAGUGGUUUUGGAAAGUUGUGCAUCAACUAACUCAGGAGGAACGAGUUCUCAUGCUUCAGUUUGUCACUGGAAGUUCCAGAGUUCCUCAUGGUGGCUUUGCCUAUUUGAUGGGAGGCAGCGGCUUACAGAAAUUCACUAUUGCUGCAGUGCCAUACACCUCGAACCUCCUGCCUACCUCCAGUACUUGUAUCAACAUGCUGAAACUGCCCGAAUACCCCAGCCAGGAGAUCCUGAGAGAUCGCCUCCUGGUAGCGUUGCAUUGUGGGAGCUACGGGUAUACUAUGGCAUAAACAUCAGUUGUGCUGCUCGAAGAGUCUGCAAUGUCAUGAACUCCUUCCCCUCCAGACAUGUCUUUGAAUUCACUUGCUAUUUUUGCUGGACAAAAAAAAGGGAAAUCCAAAUUUGUUGAGAAACAAAAGUUAAGAGUCGCACAUCAGAUUGAAGAGAGAAGAGCUGAGUUGCCUCUGGAAUCCCUCCAUGCUGCCUGCCUGUCAACCCCUUUGGAUCACGCCUUCUUGUCUGUUUUUGCUGUUUUGUUUUUUUUUACACAUUUGACAAUGAUCCAAAUGUUUUAUGAUAGAGUUAUAAUAUAAAGCAUUUAUUGAUGAGGCAGGAUGAUACUGCAUAUGUACUGUACAUAUUGAGAAUACAUGGUAAAAAUAGUGUUUCAAUAUUUCAGUCAUCUUUGUGUUUUAACUGAGAUGCAAUAUUUUACGACCAUAAGCAGCUCAAACGUUAGAGGAAAAGGGAGUGUAAAAUUAAUUUCCACAUAGUUAUGAACAGUCCCAGUCAAAAUGCCCUGACAUGGCAUUCUGCAAGUUAACAUUAACAUGUUGAUCAAGUCAAAUUUAUUUACAUAGCCCUAAAUCAUGAAGGCUCAAAGGGCUUCAUAUAUCCACAGUUGGCAAAUAUUAAAGACAUCCCCUGAUCUUAACUCCUAGGAGGACAAGGAAAAACAAAACAAGACAAAACAAAAAAAAAAAAAAACAACAUUUCGGCAAAAAUGAGUGAGAAACCUUGAGAAGGGGCCACAGAUGGGGUAAUCCCCUUUUCAGCAUGACCAGGGUGCGAAGGAUGCUGUUGGGCAACAUAUAAUAAAAAAGGAUGCUAUACAAUGUUAGUAAAAAUGAUGUAAUGUAAGAGUCAAUUAAAUAAGAUCAAGCGCUGCAAGAAGAUGCCCUCGUACAAAAUGGGUCCUCAAAGCCUGGCCUGGUUGGUCAGUGAGUAAAUUUUCAUAGCAGCGCCUCAGAGGAGGUGGUCCACCUCAGAGCUUCUCCGGAUCAGUCAAUGCAGUAUCCGUACGGCGACAUCAAAUCGGGUCAUCGUCACCUUGUCCCCACUCCAAGCUGGAGGGUGCUGGAGAAAGAAAAGCAGCGGCACUCAAACAGGCCAACAUGUCGUUCAACCAAAUGCAAAUAAUUCUUAAGUUGAGUAAAUCAUUUCCAAUUAAAUGGCGGCGUUCCAGUCCGUUGGUGCCCAAAUUGAAAACGCUCUAGAACGUGCGGACUUUGGCACUUUGGAUCACCAAAAGAUGAGCGUGGUGUGAACGAAGGUUUUGGGACAGAACUUACUGUACCAUAAAAUCAACGAGAUAGGAAGCUGCUAAUAUUUUAUGGCUGCGUAGCAAAACCUUGAAAUCACAAAUCAAGUGGACCGGGAGCCAAUGCAGUCAGGCAGAUUGGACAAACCAUCAUACAUUGUGCUACAAUCAUGUCAUUUGGCCUAAGUAUUCCUUAUUAUUCACUUUUUCAGAAAAGAGUGCCAGGGACGAAAAAAAAAUCUAUUUGGCAGGGAUUUUUAGAGAAGGCCACCGAAGGGCCUAUGCUGCAUGGUUUUGUUCAAAAGAAUCGUGUAUAAACCAGAAAUUUGCCAGGAGUGUUCCUUUUGAGUCAAAAAGUAAUUAGCACAUUUUACUGUUUCUAUCAAAGCAACCAAUAAAAACACAAGGAGCAGAAAAGAAACAAAGGCCUUUUCAAAAAAAAAAAUCAACACUUAGUGUCUUACUCAUUUGUUCUCGUCUACCAUGAAACCAGACUUUUUUAUUAGUUUCAUUAGCACUCCCACUAUUAAUUUUGUUCUUAUCUUGUUGAAAGCUGCUGAAGAAAGCAGGACCGAUGAGAGCAAAGGAAUAAAAUGUGUUUGAAUACGA
Hippocampus zosterae (dwarf seahorse) is the source of this 4857-nucleotide messenger RNA. RefSeq names its product HECT domain and ankyrin repeat containing E3 ubiquitin protein ligase 1 (gene hace1). Gene Ontology annotation, cellular component: nucleus. Gene Ontology annotation, molecular function: protein binding; ubiquitin-protein transferase activity. Bases 224 to 2998 code for a protein of 924 amino acids. Gene Ontology annotation, biological process: positive regulation of protein catabolic process; proteasome-mediated ubiquitin-dependent protein catabolic process; protein polyubiquitination. The transcript is spliced from 25 exons. The record is from RefSeq and is a predicted model, not a curated record. NCBI's taxonomy places the organism in Eukaryota, Metazoa, Chordata, Actinopteri, Syngnathiformes, Syngnathidae.